Messenger RNA from Drepanopeziza brunnea f. sp. 'multigermtubi' MB_m1, 3618 nucleotides. RefSeq lists its product as uncharacterized. The record is from RefSeq and is a predicted model, not a curated record. NCBI's taxonomy places the organism in Eukaryota, Fungi, Ascomycota, Leotiomycetes, Helotiales, Drepanopezizaceae. Gene Ontology annotation, molecular function: NAD+ poly-ADP-ribosyltransferase activity.
AUGCCUCGAAAGCAAUUCGUCGCCGACAUCCAGGUCACCGCCAGCCUGAAUAUUCCCAGCAUCGGCAAGAUCGAGAGAGGCCCCGACGAUGAUGUUCUCGUGUCUUUCAUUCCUGCCUCUGGUCCUCCCAUCGAGAUCACUUUCAUGGCUCAACCAGAUGUUGCUUCGUAUCCCUCUGAGAGCAUGUUCAUAGCCUAUACAGACUCCCAAGGCGUCUCACCAGCUGCGGCCGCUCUGAUUGAAGACAUUUACAAUAUCUCGCUCGGCGUGCGUCUUCCAGAUCUCAUGACCACCGUGUCACAAAAGCUCCAGAGAGUCUUCGCAAGUGGUUCGCGCGAGGAUCCUGUAACCAUUGAUGACGGUGGCGGAGACACGGAAAUGCUCGAUGCUCUUGGCGUAGACGAUGAUGAGCAAGACUCGGAUGAGGAGGGGCCAGAGGAAUACUAUUCCGGCAAUGAUGAUGAUGAUUUUGGUAUAGAGUCUGUUCGAUACGGCUUGAACUCGCAUACGAAUUCUGCUCUACGUCUGAACCCAGUAACAGCCGCCAAGAUAAAGACCCGCAUUCGAAAUGACCUCCGGUCUGCGAAGAUGGCAGGAUUCAAAGUUGGAGUCAUCACUGGAAUGGAGGCUGAAUCCGUGAGCAGCAUCCUCAGUCUGUCUAUUCGGAUCGCCAAGCUCGGAAUUUCAGAAGAGGCCUUGCAGGCUUGGGAUCUCGAACCAAGACAAUACCUGAUGCUGUUGAUUCGUUACUCAGACGGUUACAAGUCCUUCGACGAUAUCACCGCCAACUCUGCCAAACUCCCCGACGUCUCGUUCCGGGUUGGUGUGGGCAACAAGUACAAGUGCACUCUCCUCGAGGCUCUCGCGGCCUUCAGCGAUGCCACGAAGGACAUGAGCAAGCCUCCCCGAGGAGAGGCCCAUGGUGCUACCGGCGAAGUCAAGAAGAACGUCGCUGGAUUCUCGAAUAUAUUCAUCAGUAGCUCGCUGAACCAGUUCACCAAUACCCAGUUCAUUACCCUCUUGAAGAUUCGCGCCUCUAUUGCCGUGGGAUGGGAAGGUGCUAAGCGUUAUUUCAAUGAUAAGCAAGGUCACCUGGAGGGUGGGAACGAAGAUCUCCCUGCAGUGUACUUCGAAGAGUCGGACGGAAUGAAAGACAACAUGCUACCGAACCGAAUUGCUAUAGACCACCUUACCGAUCUUCAAGCCAAAGACAUCUCAUUUCCAUUCAUCGCGAUGCAAUUUACCUUGCGGUACUUAACUCGCUGUACGCAGUUCUGCCUUGUUUGUCACGACAAGAUCGAGAAUGUAUUCGAAGCACUGAAGCCUUACGUCUGUGAGAAUCCUCUCUGUCUCUACCAGUACAUGUCGUUGGGAUUCGGACCGAGCGUUGAGCACGAGAUCAUGACCCAGCCAUAUGUCGUAGACUUGCUUGUCAGCUUUUGCCACUCAAGCGCGCUUGCCCUUCGACUCCGAGACUACCCCACGGGUAUGAGUCUCUCGGUACCUCCAACAACAAUCACGGCUCCUGUGACCACUGCUGCUCUCGUUGGCUUGGGCUCACACCAGAAAUUUGAGGACACUAACAGAUCUCGAAAUGCUUUCAAAGAUCCUGCAACGGUCUCAAUGGAAGUCCGAUUUGAUCACAGUCGUCACGAGGUUAUUUGCGAUGACCUUGAAACUUCUCCCGUUCACACCGGAGCGUGGGUCAUCAUCACAGCAGCCAAUGGCUUUGCCGCAGAGCAUUAUCGCGUCGAAGACGUCUCUUUCUUUCCCGUCAUCAGAUUAUCCUCGACUCCGAUCAGCCGUCGCGGACCAGAUCUUAGUGCACAAUCUGCAGAUAAAAUAGUUCCACUUCCAGCUACUGCAGCGAUGACUCCUCCUCCAAGUAGUCUCUCACCGGCCAUCAUGACCAUCUAUCGCCACAAUUUUGACGAUUUGAACGACGCAUCGAAGUCCUAUACAAUUGUCAUGCUGAUUGAGACGCUGCCAUCCAUCAGAGACAUGCGAGCAUACUUGGUCCAGCAAAGUCACAACACUGAGCCAAGUCUAAAGGCUUGGAAGGAGCGUAUCUCCCCUGCAGCUCUCGGUUUGCUUCGCUGGAUUAUCGCUUCGAAUCGUUCUUGUAUCGUGCAGGUGGACAGAUGCCCUGGUCAGAGCGAUAUUGAGCUGGCCAUAUCCAAGACGAGACUUGAUCAGAGGGUAUCGGAUAUCGAACCAAACUGGGUCCAAUUCCGAUUUGCGCAAGGCUCACCCGACAAGGAGCAGAGAUUCUUAAAUGCCCUCCGUGCCCAGAAACCCAAUCUCAAUGCCAAGUAUCCAACCAUUUUCGCAUGGCACGGUAGUCCGCUGGCCAACUGGCACAGCAUCAUUCGGACUGGUUUGGACUUCAAGGAAACCCUUCACGGUAGAGCAUUUGGCCAUGGUGUGUAUCACGCAAUGGAUCAGGCGACUUCCAUUGGCUACGCGCAAGUCACCCCAGGUAGCGUAUGGGAAGGUUCAGAGCUCAAGAUCCGAUCAGCCAUGAGUUUGAAUGAGAUCGUGAACUGCCCCAAGCAAUUUACAAGCAGCAGCCCAUAUCUGGUCGUUCAACAUGUCGAUUGGAUUCAAUGCAGAUAUCUGUUUGUUCAAACGACGGGUGAUAGACUCGUUGGUCCCCCAAUUGGACUCAACAGUGAGUGGAACACAAGACGCGAAGUUGAGCAAGAUCCCACUCGGGUUACCAAAUCAACGCUGGGCAAGCCAGUUGGUAUUCCAAUCUGCGCUGCUUCAAUCUCGCGGGCUUUCCACGUCGACGCAGCCGAUACUCCAGCCAAGAAGAAACGCAAGCACAACUUUAUCAAAAUCAAGAAGAAUGAGAGCUUGAUUGAGAGUGAUGGAGAGAACGCCUCAGACCUUGAUCUUAUGCGCUCUGACGACGAAUUAUUCGCCAUCAAGGACAGGGGCAAGGGACUCGUGGUAUUGAACUCAAAGCAGCCAGCUAAUCCAUUGACCGAUUUUAUCGCCGAUUCACUCGACCAACACACCCUUCCGAUGUUGCAGCCACCAAUGUACGCUACUCCGAUGGCCUCAAAUGCUCUGAAUAGAAACUUGCAGGAACUAUUGGCAAUCCAAAAGAAGACACCAUUGCACGAACUUGGCUGGUACAUCAACCCAGACCUGAUCAGCAACAUCUACCAAUGGAUCGUAGAGCUGCAUUCGUUCGAUGCUUCGCUUCCGCUUGCGAAAGACAUGAAGCUAGCCGGCGUCACCAGCAUCGUCCUCGAGAUCCGGUUCGGCAAGGAUUACCCUUUCAGCCCACCGUUUGUCAGAGUCAUCCGACCCCGCUUCCUCCCAUUCGCAGCUGGAGGUGGUGGCCAUGUCACGGCUGGUGGCGCCAUGUGCAUGGAGCUCCUGACCAACACGGGAUGGACUGCGGUCUCGACGAUUGAGAGCGUUCUCCUGCAGGUCCGCGUCGAGAUGAUGAGCCAGGACCGACCGGCUCGUCUUGAGACCACGGGCAAGCAGAUGCAGCGUGACUACGGCACUGCGGAGGCUAUCGAUGCGUACGAGCGAUCCUGCAAGACGCAUGGCUGGGCCAUCCCACCUGGAUUCCGCGACUUUGCCAACCCUUCGGUUUAG